Messenger RNA from Didymodactylos carnosus, 1449 nucleotides. Lineage: Eukaryota; Metazoa; Rotifera; Eurotatoria; Philodinida; Philodinidae. The record is from the annotation of a GenBank genome assembly.
AUGCCGUCACUAGCCCCAUUUUUAUUAUCUUCUUGUCGUUUAUUCUCGUUAAAACAAAGUAUUUACCGUAGUUUAUUAUUGAAUCACAAAUCACUGUUAAGAACAACAACAGUUGUCUAUCAACAACAAUCAUCUCAACAAAAUGAACAAUCAAAUCCCAUCAAAUCGAAACGACGUUCUCAUUAUUAUAUAUUUUCAAUUGCAGCUGGUGCACUUAUAGGUACAAUUUAUGCAUUACGUAAAGUACAUAAUCAUGAAGGAGCAUUACCAGAAUAUGUGGCAAAUUCAGAGUUACUUGAGCGUCACGCAAUGGAAAAACGUCCUGUACCACCACCGAUAACAAAACAUGUCACGUUUGAUCGUCCACCAUUAAAAGAAUUUCCAUAUAAAUUAACUUUAUAUCAAUAUAUUACGUGUCCAUUUUCUUGUAAAGUUCGAGCGUAUCUGAAUUACAAUCGUAUUCCGUAUGAUAUUGUUGAAGUCAAUAGUAUCCUACGUCGUGAAGUAAAAUGGUCGAGUUAUAAGAAAGUACCAGUAGUCGUUGUUGAAGAUGAAAAAUUACAAUUAAAUGAUUCAAGUUUAAUUUUAUCAGCAAUUGAAUCGUAUUUUCGUAUACCGACCAAAACUUUUAAGGAUAUUUCGUGUUUGUAUCCACCAGUUAUAGAAAAAGAGAAAAAUGGUAAACUACUAUUUAAUUAUCCAAAUAAAUAUUUUCUUACGGAACCAAUUGACAAUGCAAGAAGAGAUCCUAUUAAAUAUGUGCAACGUGAAAAAUCACGGCAAGAAGUUAGUGGUAUUAGAAAAUUUUUAGGUGGUCUCUUCUCAUCAAAUAAAACCGCCACAGAUACAUCCACUAUUGCACGAAGUGAGCAUGGCCUAAUAAAUGUUGGUAGUGGAGUUGUAGGUGGUGUCAAAGACGACAGUAAUGACUUAAUCUUACAGAAUCGAGAUGAUCAAAAUUCAAAUGAUCAAUUUAAAUUAGAAAGAAAAUGGCGUGAAUGGAUUGAUAAUACAUUUGUUCAUACACUUUCACCAAAUAUUUAUCAUACAAUAAAUGAAGCAAUAAACAGUUUUAGAUGGUUCAGUCAAGCUGGUGAGUGGGAACAAAUAUUUCCCUGGUAUGAACGAUUUUUUAUCACCUACAUUGGUGCUGUGGUUAUGUACGGCGUUAGUGGAAAAUUAAAACGAAAACAUAAUUUAAAACCGAAUGUUAGAGAAUCAUUGUACGAUUGUGCAAAUGAAUGGAUUGAAGCCGUAGGAAAUAAAAAGUUCUUAGGUGGUACACAACCCAACUUGGCUGAUAUUAGUUGCUAUGGUAUUUUAACAUCGAUACAAGGUACUCAAGCAUUUCAAGAUCUAUUGAAUAAUACGAAUAUUCAACCAUGGUUUGAAAGAAUGAAACAAUUAGUUGAACAACAAGGCAUCAUUUCUGAAAUGCCAAGAAGAUAA